GUGUGUUCCUAAGUAGCGGGAGCCUCAGCCUGAGGGGCCGGUGGGACCUCUCCCAAGUUCCUUCCCCCCACGCACAGCUUGCCUCCGUGGCUCCUCCCCGCCCGUGGCCGAGAGAGGCGGGCGCCCAAAGCAGCGGCACAAGCAGCCAAAGCCCCGCUUCGGAAGGAAGGAAGGACGGAAGGAAGCGGAGGGCGGAGAGGCAUCGCCGCCGCCGGGGGCAAGCAUGGCGCUGGGCAACGGCUCCAGGGCUUCCCUCCCCGUCAAUGGCUCGCACCAAGGCUCCUCCAGGAAUGGGUCCAUGGUGGAAAGGCCAACUCCGUACACCAACGUGAUUAUGCCUAGUUUGUUCGGCAUCAUUUGUUUCCUUGGCAUAGUUGGGAACCUGGUUGUGAUAUAUACCAUUAUCAAGAAAAAGAAACUGAGGUGCAAGCAGACAGUGCCUGAUAUCUUCAUUUUCAACCUCUCCAUUGUGGACCUGCUUUUUCUGCUGGGCAUGCCCUUCCUCAUCCAUCAGCUCCUUGGCAAUGGUGCUUGGUAUUUUGGGUCUCCUUUGUGCACCAUCAUCACUGCUCUGGACACUAACAGCCAGAUCACCAGCACCAAUAUCCUGACAGUCAUGACCCUGGACCGUUACCUGGCGACUGUCUACCCCCUCAAGUCCACUUAUGUCCGGACGCCAUAUGUGGCAGCCUUGGUGAUUGGCUUGGUUUGGCUUCUCUCUUUUCUUACCAUCAUCCCCGUGUGGAUGUAUGCAGGGCUGAUGCCUCUGGAGGAUGGGACUGUCCGGUGUGCGCUUCUGCUGCCCAACCCAGAGACUGAUAUCUACUGGUUCACCAUUUACCAGUUCAUGCUAGCUUUUGCUAUCCCACUGUUCAUCAUCUGUGUGGUGUACUUUAAGAUCCUUCAGCAUAUGGCCACCACCGUAGUGCCCUUACCCCAGAGGAGUCUCCGUGUCCGCACAAAGAAGGUCACCCGGAUGGCUGUUGCCAUCUGCUCUGCCUUCUUUAUUUGCUGGGCCCCCUUCUAUAUCCUCCAGCUGGCACAUCUUGGGAUAGAGACACCUUCUGUUGCUUUCUUCUAUGCUUACAACUUUGCUAUUAGCCUAGGCUAUGCCAACAGUUGCCUCAACCCUUUCCUCUAUAUUGCCCUGAGUGAGACCUUCAAGCGUCACUUCAUGGUGGCCAUUCGUCCAGCCAAGGAGCAGUUUCGGGUCAACAAUAACAACCACAGCACAACAGAGGCCAGUAUGUGCUUGAAGCUUGCACCAGAAUCCACCCAACAGACCCAGUUUUUGGAGGACUUUUCUCCACAUGCCUUGCCUGUGGCAGUUGCUGUUCGCUAGGUGGCCUUUCUGCAGGUUUGAUAGUCUGCUGUUACAAGGCCAUGGAAUAUGUUUCUGCCCCAAACUCUCACUAUAGGAAUAUGGAAUGAAUGAUCAAAGCCAACCAAGACUCCAAGAUGGGCUAAAAUCUAUACACAUUCAGCUAUUGCUUCUUCAAAGAUAUGAUGAAAGAUGGAAAGUUUUGCUGAAUAUACAGGGAACCAGAGAGUGCAACAAAGUUUAUAAGAAACUUAAGGAUAUGCUAGCAGAUAUGCCAACGCCAUGCACACUGUCAAAACAACAAUCAGAUAAAGAGACAUAAAAAGGACAGGAAAACUUGGAAAGACAGCAUCCCGACUUUUAAUGAGCAAAGUAGAAUGUCUCUAAAACAUUCCUGCACAAAACACCAAAGCUUGUGUACAAUAUUUGCAGAUGUGUCAGGCAUAAUCAGGUACAACAAUAUAAUAAAAGUCUUUAAGGAUUAGAGAAAGAGCAUCAGUUUUCUAGAGUCAAAUACUGAAGUAUUUAUGGCAAAACUCCAAUGCUCUAUCUCUAGAACAUUUUAUGAACAUCUGGGGCUGCUACUCAAUCUGGACACCUUUAACAAGCAUUGAGCAGAAUUUGAACUACGGCGCUUUAUUUUGGGCUACAGCUCUCACAAAUCCCCAGUGUGCUUGUUACACUCCAAAAAAAGGAUUCCUUUUUACUGAUCGCUUGCAAGGAAAUAUCAGCUGUAUGUUAUAUGCUCUAAGCUUUUAUGCUCUCUUCCACAUCUUUCUCACAUACAGAGGAUUUGAGGUGACAACCUAAGUGAAAUAUCAUGGUCCACAUUUGUUGAUAAAUGUGUAUUAUAGGCCCAGUGGGGGGAAUGAUUGGAUCCACUUGACACAGGUCCCAACUGAGGAGGUAUAGCCCAGAAUGGGGCCAGACCCAAAGACUGGAUGACCCAUCUACAAUCAAUGGAGGCCGCUUCACCAAACCCAACUGCUGACUAGAGCUGGAAUAACAGAAGUGGGAUUCUGCAUGAAGAGGAGCCACUGUAUGAUUCCCCUGUAGCCGAGGAAUGAGGCAGAGCCAAUAGCUUUGAGCCUGGUUGCUUCUACCAGUUAUACUUGAAACUGGGUAUGACGGCAACCUAACUUGGUCCAGUUCCUUUGCUCUAACUGCCAAAGUUGUGCCAAUUUAACAUAUAACAUUAACUACAUGGAGCUGAUUUUGAAGACGAUACAAAGUAUUGCAGACAGACAGAUAACUGGGGCUGUUUACAAGGAUUGUACAAAUCCUCAGCUUCAACAGCUCCACAGGCUGCUUGUCUCUUUCUAGGUAAACUACUAGUUGUGGUUAUUCCUUGUAAAGCCCUGUAAGGCUUAGGACCAGCCUGUCUGACAGACUUUAUCUUCUGGUAUGAGCCUGUCCAGGCCUAAAUAUCCUUAGUAGAGCCUCUUUCAUGCUUACCAUUUUGAUGGGCACAGUGCAUAGCAGGGGCUUCUUGGUGGCUGCCCCUCGGCCCCAGAGCUUUCUUCCUAGAGAGACUAGAAUGGCCCCCUCUUGGCUAACCAUCUUUUAACAGGCAAAGAUUUUUUCUAUAUUCUGAAAAGUUUCUGGGAACUGAAAAUUUGUAAAGAAAGGGCUUUUAAUAUGGUGCUGUACUGUAUUAAUUAGGCUACAUUUUGAUUGUGUGUUUAAAAUUGUUUCUAGUAUUUUAGACUGUUUAAUUCCAUUAUAAUUGUGAUUUUUAAAAUAUGCUUUAACUAAAUUGCAUUUGCUUUAUUUUGUAAGCUGCCUUGAGUCCAGGUUUAUGACAAAGAUAAGGUAUAAAUACAGAUCAUCUUUAACCUUACCAUCAACACUACCAUCAAAGCAUAUCAUAUGACCAGACUAAAUAUAUAAUGCACACUGCACAGAAAUUGACCAAAACAACUUGAUUCGGAAAAGUCAGU
Anolis carolinensis (green anole) is the source of this 3261-nucleotide messenger RNA. Its product is annotated as melanin-concentrating hormone receptor 1. Lineage: Eukaryota; Metazoa; Chordata; Lepidosauria; Squamata; Anolidae. Gene Ontology annotation, biological process: neuropeptide signaling pathway. Gene Ontology annotation, molecular function: melanin-concentrating hormone receptor activity; neuropeptide binding. The record is from RefSeq and is a predicted model, not a curated record. The coding region runs from base 224 to 1342 and encodes 372 amino acids. The transcript is spliced from 2 exons. Gene Ontology annotation, cellular component: plasma membrane; neuron projection.